CUUCAGUUUCUUCACAUACGAACAAACCGUCGCACGACCGUCGUCGCGCGACGGCAGCUUAGGAUGAAAAAGCUUCGCUUUGCCGCGACAAACCGUUGGCGCCAGCUGCUCCCGGCGGAAAACGUUAGCACGUUAAGUGACGCGAAUUUGAGUAGUUGUAGUUAACGCGAAUGGUGGGUUUGACCUAAGUUUCGGUAUCGAAUAAUCCAUGCGUUUGGUCUGCUCCGGACUGGAUACGCUUCUGUCUUCGGUCUCACUUGGCUUGCAUAUGCAAGGUUGAUACUCGUGACGGUACUUUAUCCUGGCUCGUAACAUUCCGUUCUCAUCCGGAGAAAGAGAGAAAUAGGUGUAUGUGGCCGAUUUUUUUUAACCUUGAAUCCGAACUUGCAGAUUUCAGCGAUGCAGUACAAAUCUCGAGUUAACAGACUGACGACAGUCACGUCGUGGAAUCCCCGAUUGGCUCCGCCGUGGAAAGCCACGGACGGCCACGAUGAAGCCUUACCAGCACCCAGCAGGCUGUGCGAUGUGACUGUAGCGAGCGCAGAGGUUCCUCGGGACGCUCGUUACAUGUGCGACCGUACGGAAGACAGAGCCAAUGAGCUCGAGAGGCGAAAUCAACGGUUCAUUGCAGCCCUGGCUGAGGCGGAUCCGACGUUCGACCCUGCGAAGCAAACCCUCAUGGCGUCCCAGACUAGUGUGAUGGCAGUGGGUCGCGUUGUCUGCGAUGCAGAAGCUGCAUCGGCACGCCUCAACGACUCCUCAGUGCUCCUGGAAGGCUGCAUCGACCCCUGCCAAGGCGUGCGAGUGCGCCUGGACCUGCGCCAUCUGCCGUCUUUCUCGCUCUUCCCAGGGCAGAUCCUGGCCGUUGAAGGCAGCAACCCCAGCGGCUACUGCCUCGUUGCCAAGCGGAUCGUCGCUUCCCUGCCGUACCAGCCCGAGCCGAGCCUGACAGGCUCGGGGGAGCAGGCCCGGCGGCGACCGAAGCGGGCGAAAAUGGAAGGGGUGGGAAGGAAGAGGAAAGGGGGGCGGAAGGUGGAAGGGGAAAUGGAAGAGGGGGGAGUGAAGGGAGGAGAGGAAGGGGCUGGAGAGAAGGGAGGGGAGAGAGGGAAGGCAGGGAAGGAAAAGGGGGAAGUUAAGGUAAAGAAAGAAGGCAAGGUAGAUGCGCUUCCUUUUGGGCUUGGGGAGGUGAUAGCGCUGGAUGAGAUCGAAGAGAUGAGGACGUUAGAUGGUGGUCAGGAUGUUGUGGGAGAGAACAGCGUUGUGGAGGGAGAGGGAGUGGUGACGCAGGAGGAGAAGGAGGAGGAGCGAAAGGAGAUCAAAGUCGAGGUUGGUGCUGUUGUUGAUGGUGGUGGUGAUGCUGGUGGUGGUGGUAGGGAUGGGAAGGGUGAAGUGGGGAGAGAGGAAAAGGGCGGGAAGAGUGCUAGUGUGCAAGAGGACGUGGGAGGAGGAGGGGUCAAGGAUGAGCCUGAGGGUAUGGAGACAGAACGGUUCGGGAAGGUGGAGAGUGGUGGUGCUGCUGUUAAGGCCGAGAGCGAAGUGGAGGAGGAUGAGGAAGACGAAGAGAUCAGGAUUAUUGCUGCAGCAGGCCCCUUCACCACCAUUGACUCGUGGUCAUUCGAGCCCCUUAAAGAUCUCAUCAAAUUCGCUUUGCAACAACCACCAGAUGUGCUGCUGCUGAUGGGCCCUUUCAUCGAUCGCGAGCAUCCGGAUGCGCGGGACGGCUGUGUGGAGCAGACCUACGAGGCCCUGUUCCAACAACAUAUUCGCACACAGAUCGAGGACUACUGUGAGCGAGCAGGGGGGACGUGCAAGGUGCUAUUGCUGCCAUCACUCAGAGAUGCACACCACACCAUGAUCUUUCCGCAGCCUCCCUUCGACUCGUCUGACUUUGAAGACCCCCGCAAGCAGAUCCUGACUCUUGGAAAUCCUUCCGCCUUUACUUUGGAUAGAGAGAUCAGCAUUGCCUGCACGUCCACUGACAUUCUCCGCCACCUCAGCAAGGAGGAGAUCGCCCGUGUGGUGCCCGGAGACAGUGCCACGUCAGACCGCAUGGCCAGGCUGGCGGCGCACGUGGUUGGCCAGCGGAGCUUCUACCCGCUCUUCCCGCCCCCCCCUGCCACCCCUCUCGACCUCUCCUGCUGCCCCCAAGCCCUGGAUCUCCCCUUCGCCCCUAACCUCCUCUUCCUGCCAUCCGACCUCGUCCCUUUUGUCAAGGUAUUACCUCAGCCUUCGCUGCCACAACAAACCUCUGAACAAGAACAGCAACAACAGCACCAGCAGCAGCAGCCAGCGAUUCCUACAGCUGUGACAGUGCCCCCCCCUGUACUGCCAUCUAAUGCCGACUCAGCUAUUCCAGCUGCAGAAAAAGCGCAAACCGAAGCGCAAAUGUCGAAGCCAGAAGCAGCUGCAGCAACAGCACCAGCAGUUUCGACACCUGCACCACCACCGUCAGAAGCAGCAGCAGCAGCAGCAGCAGCAGCAGCAGCAGCACAUGAAGCAGGCGGAGCAGGUUUGAUGUUUCAGCCCAUGUGCAUUAACCCCGGUCAUCUGGCCAAGGGGUCUGGAGGGGGGACGUUUGCCGAGGUGAUUAUCAAAGGGGGGUUUGGUGGAGGAGAGGAUGUGGCUCCUUUUCAUGAAAGAACUGCUGUCCACAUAUAUCGUGUCUAGUUUGAUGUUAAUUGCAGGUAGUUUCAACUUUAGGUAAUUCGACUUCAUAUCUUUCAAAAUCUACCAUACUAAAAUGAUGCAGACCAGCCCCGCUGCAGCAGACCGUCGGCUGUUUGUUCCUCUUAUCGCUUCCUCCCCCCUCUUUGCCGUUCUGUUCGGUUUGCCGUUUUCCUGCUCCCGUGGCUGCAUCUGUUCGCAGUUUUUCGUCCGCCCUGCCUGUUCACCAGCAUGUGCAUGCUCACAGCUCAAUCGCCAUUGCAUUCCUCCUGGCGUGCUAAGAGCGUGUCCAACCAUCGGCUGGAUCCACACGUGCUGGCUCCGUAAAGUACUGUAGACACGUGGACUCCACACAGAGCGGAGUUGGCCUCUGGCCGGUGUCGCCGCCGGUUUCGCUCCAACAAAUCUAGAUCCACCAGAUCGGGAUUCGGGAUUCAGGAGGAACCUGGAAGAAGCGGCAACGCCGAUCAGAGGUCGAGUUGGCCUCUGGCCACGUGGCGCGUGGCUGCCAGCAGUCAAAUUGUAUCGCAUCCUGACGUCAGAUGCAGCCUUAGGAAUGCCGGGCUGCUACUGUUGACUAUUCUGCCGCCAAUCCCGAUUCCACUGCUGUAAUUCCGAUCCUGCCGCUGAUCAGCCAGCAGCAACCGCCCGUGGCGCCUGAAACGACGCGCGAUCCAUCCAAUUGCGUCGCUAGCACCCUACCUUGAUUCGAUCAGC
Molecule: messenger RNA, 3381 nt
Organism: Closterium sp. NIES-67
Lineage: Eukaryota; Viridiplantae; Streptophyta; Zygnematophyceae; Desmidiales; Closteriaceae
Source: the annotation of a GenBank genome assembly